AUUGAUAGGUAUGCCAAAGGAAAAAUAUGAUCCUCCAGAUCCCCGCAGAUGUUACACCAUCAUGCCAGCGGAGGAGGUGGCCAAUGGGAAGAAGUCUUACUGGGCCGAGCUCGAGAUUUCUGGACGGGUGAGGAGCCUGAGCCCCUCGUUAUGGACCCUCACCCACCUGACGGCAUUGCACAUCAACGACAACAACCUGAGCCGCAUCCCCCCCGACAUCUCCAAUCUGUCCCACCUGGUGUUCCUGAACCUGUCGUCCAACAAGCUCCGCAGUCUGCCCGCUGAGCUGGGCAACAUGGUCUCUCUCAGGGAAUUGCUUUUGAACAACAAUCUUUUACGAGUUCUGCCUUAUGAACUCGGGAGGCUUUUCCAGUUACAAACCUUGGGGCUAAAAGGAAACCCUUUGUCCCAAGACAUCCUCAAUCUGUACCAGGAGUCGGACGGAACCAGGAAGCUUUUGAACUACAUGCUCGACAAUCUAGCAGUGCACCCAGAGCAGCUCCCACAAAGACCGUGGAUCACUCUGAAAGAGCGGGACCAGGUGAGCCCCUCAGCUGCGUUCACGGUCAUGUGCUACAACGUUCUGUGCGACAAGUACGCCACCCGACAGCUGUACGGCUACUGUCCCUCCUGGGCCCUCAACUGGGAGUACCGAAAGAAAGGCAUCAUGGAGGAAAUCACCAGCUGCGACGCUGACAUCAUCAGCCUGCAGGAGGUGGAGACAGAGCAGUACUACACCAUGUUCCUGGAAACACUAAAGGAGCGCGGCUACGAUGGAUACUUCUGCCCGAAGUCUCGUGCCAAACUGGUUUCUGAACAGGAGCGGAAACACGUGGACGGCUGCGCUGUGUUCUAUAAGACCGAGAAGUUUACUUUGCUCGAGAAACACACUGUGGAGUUCAACCAGGUGGCCAUGGCCAACUCUGAGGGCUCCGAGGUCAUGCUGAACCGCGUGAUGACCAAAGACAACAUCGGGGUGGCCGUCCUGCUCGAGGUCAACAAGGACAUGUUCUCCGAUGGGACCCGGGAAACAUGGUGCGCAGUAAGCCCCAUACAGGGCUGGAGGACUCUCCCCACUAUCGUACAUGCACACUCUACACGAGGCGUGAAGGUGCCACAGGAGAGGCAGCUGAUCCUGGUGGCCAACGCCCACAUGCACUGGGACCCCGAGUACUCGGACGUCAAGUUGAUCCAAACCAUGAUGUUCCUGUCGGAGCUGAAGAGCAUCGCUGAAAGGGCUUCGAGCUCCAUGGCGACCGGUUCGCCCGCCUCCGACCCGUCCUCCAUCCCCAUCGUCCUGUGUGCUGACCUCAACUCGCUGCCCGACUCCGGUGUGGUGGAAUUCCUGAGCAACGGAGGAGUGGCCGACAACCACAAGGACUUCAAGGAGCUACGCUACAAUGAAUGUCUGACCAACUUCAACUGCAACGGCAAGAACGGCAACUCAGACGGAAGCAUCACACACAGCUUCCAGCUGAAGAGCGCCUACGACAGCAAUCUGAUGCCUUACACCAACUACACAUAUGACUUUAAGGGUGUGAUCGACUACAUCUUCUUCUCAAAGACCCACAUGAGUGUCCUAGGCCUGAUGGGGCCUCUGGACAGCCAGUGGCUCGUCGACAACAGCAUCACCGGCUGCCCCCACCCCCACAUCCCCUCGGACCACUUCUCCCUGCUGGCCCAGCUGGAGCUGCACCCCCCCCUGCACCACCCGCUCACCCCCCUCAACGGGCUGCACCUGCCGGUUCACAGGUAGUGCUGCCUGAGAGAGCCUCCCCUUCAGAACACUGCCCCCCUCCCCCUUCUGUACAGAUUACUGCUGAUGUUAAAACUCUGACACCAUCCGACCCGAGACACACUUCUAAAGGAGUGAAGUAUUUGCCCGUUUGUUGCUCCUCUUUGUGUUUUUGCACACUGUAAAUGUUUGUUUUAUCUCAUGUUCUCCUCUUGGAAAGGCUUCAUACCAAAUGUUGGGCUUGGGAUGAGGUUGCUAUGGUAAACCCCAAUGUCAAUUGUUUUUUUUGCCUUAUAUAAUACCUGCUUGUAGAUUCUGCUCCUACAACAAGAACCCUUUAACUUAAACUACCCACUUUUUAAAGAAGCACUCAACAAAUGUCAACAGAUUUGACAUUUGACAGAAGUUUUUAGAGUAAAAAGACAACAUAUUACUAAUGCUGCACCACACGUAUGAUGUGUGGAAGUCACAGUAUAUAGAACGAGAACCUGCGAUCACUCCUUAAUAAACUGACAUGUUUUUUAACAGAAAGAGAAACACUAUAAACUGAAAGUUGUAAAUGUUUACAAGGAGGUGAAAGCUUUGUUUACAGCAGCCGUUUUUGUAAACAGAGGUCUAUAUAUUUUUUAAUGUGAUCAGCAGAGAAAUGCCAAAAUACUUAUUUCAAUAAAAUGUGGAGAAAAUUAAAAUGUACAAUGUUAACAAGUACUGAUUGGACAUUUUUAAAGUACUAUGGUGCUAUGUGAAUGCAUCUUAGUUUCUACAUUCACUUCUAUGAUUUUUUUUCCUUCUAUAAUACUUGAACCUCCCUUUUAUCAUUGCUAAAUAUUAUAGUCGCAGAGGUAUUAUUUGAAAACAGUGAGUUCCUUGCAGCAUGAUGAAGUAAUACAAUUUGUUCAGUCAAAGUUAGAGCUCAAAUCCCAAAUAAUUAUAAACAUUGCAAACAAAUUAGCCCCCUACUCUUUAACAAAAAUUGUUUAAGACAUUACAUAUAUUUAAACACAAUCCUGACCAACAAUAUACUUCAUUCAAACACUUACUGUCUUAAAAGAGUCCCAUAUCCCCUCACCUGACUGGUUAAAGAUUCCCCCUAAAAUUAGUGACUUAUGCUCUUUCCACAAAGAGAAACAUUUAUUUCAUUGUGCAAGAGAAAGAAAAAAAAACUUCCUGAGAAGGAUCUUCCAAUUAUUCCUGACCGGGAGCCGAAUGUAUUUCCCAGAAGAUCACCAUGAGAUUGGUUGUUGCCAGAUUCCUGUUGACGUUGUGUUUCUGUCAGAUUAUUAGAACUACUAGCCCUUUUAUGUAAAUUGUAACUCAGGGCUAUGCUAUGCAUCCAACAUUACCUCUCAAACUGAACACUCAGAGUCCUGUCAUAAGAGCAAAACCAAACAGGAAGCUAUUGGUUUGAAAUAGUUUAUAAAGCACAGGUAAUAUAUGUACUUGCAUACAUAUAUGUUGUCAAAAAAAAUCUCACACUGCUGCUGCAUUUUCUCAAGUUUUUAAAAAUCAUAACUUGAGUUUUCACAAGGUGCAAAAAAAAAAUUCAGAUAAAUACGUUUUAUUGAAUGUGAGAUGAUGGGAUAAAGAUAGCAAGGGUAGGACUGGGUAUCAAUACUGAUGCAGUAACUGAUUUUCAGUACCAAUACAAGAAUUACUUCAAUAUUUGAAGUAAUUCCCAAAUGUUGAGUGUUGACUGGUGACAUGAGGUAAUUAGGGUUAGGGCAGGGCAGCAAACAAAAACAAUCUUUCUUUUUCACUUUAUUUAAUUUCUUCCUGCACAAUUGGAGUAAGAUGCUUCUGCAAUCUAAGCAGACAAGCACUUUGAUUGAGACAUGCAGCAGGUGGCAGCACAGGGACAUGCAGGGCCUUGUAUUAGACGAACACCAGCAGAAAAUGUUGGGACCAUUGAUCUCAACACAAUCAGACAAACCCUAAAUAAAACUCAAGUCUUUUGAUUUAAAUCAGCAAUAAUUUGACUAAAGAAUUGGUAAAAGUUAACAAUUCUGGUCAGACAUUUGAUGCCAGCUUUCAUUGAUUAACAUCUCUCGAUAUCGAUUGAUACAAAAGGAAGUAUUGAGGUUUGAUACCCAGCCCUACCCAUGCAGAAGGACUGAUCUCACACCGAGGUGUCCUUUAAACUGUGAUGUUUUGAAAUGGAAUUAGUUAAAUAAGUCAAAAGAAUUUGCUCAUUUUGGGAUAAAUUAUGUAACCUAAGCUUUAUAGCGCAGACAGAUGAGUUCACCCGGCGUGGACGGGCAGUAUCAGCUUUGCUUCAUUUGCACAUGAUUUGAUGCUCACGCUUAAGGAUACUCCUAUACUUGUGAGCAUUUCGAGGCCUAUACUUCACUCCUAAAUUCAACUGAUCUUUUCUGAUUUUGUACAACAGCUGUUCAUAAAUGAAAUUGCAUUUCAUUACGGGUGUCUUUCACAUCUGUUAAGGUAAUGUACCCUUCUCAGAUUAAGGGGCACACAAAUCAAAGAUGUACCUGGUGUUAAACCUUUUUUUUCUUUGCUCGGUGUACUUGUGUGAAUACCACCUCCAUACUGUGGAGACAACACUGGUCUUUGUCAAACUUUGUUUUUAAACUACGGGCAUUUUUUGUCUCAAACAAACAUGCAGUCUCUCAAUUGGUACUUUGUACAACUCAGUAUUACCACGUUUUUGAGAAAAAAAGAUAAAUGUUCUAGGUUUUAAAAGCA
Gymnodraco acuticeps is the source of this 4435-nucleotide messenger RNA. RefSeq names its product CCR4-NOT transcription complex, subunit 6-like (gene cnot6l). Gene Ontology annotation, cellular component: CCR4-NOT complex; nucleus; cytoplasm. The record is from RefSeq and is a predicted model, not a curated record. Gene Ontology annotation, biological process: nuclear-transcribed mRNA poly(A) tail shortening. Gene Ontology annotation, molecular function: protein binding; poly(A)-specific ribonuclease activity. NCBI's taxonomy places the organism in Eukaryota, Metazoa, Chordata, Actinopteri, Perciformes, Bathydraconidae.